AUAAAAUAUACUGCUAGCAAACAAGGAGCUUUCCACCUUGGCAACUCUGAAACAGGGUUGCAAAUCUACCCCAAGAACAGCUGACUCAAAAAAAGGGGGUUGACAGGACGACAGUAAAGAAAUCCAGCCGGAACAUUGACAGGAACAGUUCUACGAACACAGGGCUGAAAAUGGAGGAACGCGCUGUGCUGGCCAACAUCGCCUCCAUAAUAACCAAGGAUCUGCUGAUUGACCAACCGCCGGCGGUGGUUGCCCCAAUAAGUUUUCCUCUCCUAGAUGCGUGCGACGACGAUGACGAGGCGGAAUUAUUUGCCCUGAUGCAGAUGAAACGUGCGGCGGCUUCAGCUCGAAAACGCCGACAGCCCGAUGAGCCGGAGGAGCAAAAGCCGGAACCUAAACAGGCCAAGCUGGAAUGGCAACACGCGGAACUCAACCUGCUGCAUCGCUACACGGACGCCCAGUUCGAGUCGAAUCUGCACAUGCGAAAACUCACAUUCCUGAAAAUCCAACACAUCCUAGAGGAUACCUUACAAGGUAUUACACUUUCUGGGUAUCCUACUCCGCCGGCUCAGACUAUGCUCUCGCUGGCCAUGUGGAAGCUCUCCACGGAUGAACAUUUCGAGGAAAUUGCUCGCAAGUUCCGGGUGCCCUGGGCGGUCUGCCAGCAGGUUGUCCGUAGCUUCUGGCACUGUAUUUCCGACAACUAUGAGAGCUUCAUCAAGUGGCCAAACUCGUUGGCAGCCCAACAGCGCACUUUACAGGGCUACCAGGAGCUCGAGCAGAUGCGAUGCUUUCGAGAACUAUUUGGAAUUAUUACUCUCAAGCGUUUGGAUGUGUUUCUGGAAUCGGAGCACGCGGAGGUGCCGAUAGUACUUCAGUUGAUCUGUAAUGCAGAGCGUAAGAUCAUCGACUGCUACGUGGAACUGGCCAUGGAAUACAGUUUUGAGGACUCGCCCAUUGGCCAAACGCUAGCCCUCAACCCCAGGACCAUGCCGGCGGGUAGUUACCUGAUUGGCAAUGGAGUCUUUCCUUUGAAAUCGUACCUAAUGCGACCUAUAGAGACGGAGUGCUUCCAAAAGGACACAGUUUUCAAUGAUCUUCUGCGUCCAGCAUUUCAGCUGGCUGAGAAAGUUCUGGACAAGUUGGCACAGCGCUUUAACACACUAUAUGCCCUAGAGGCACGCGACCUGAACGAGGUGCGCCUCAUCGUAGAAAGCAUCUGCGCCAUGCACAAUCUUUGCGAAGAAUACCAGGAUGACGCCCUGGUAAACGAUGGGCAGGCCAACUACAGCUGGGGAGGGGUAUUGGAGGGGAUCAAGGGAAGCGAAAAAGACUCAAAAGGGGUGCGCCGCCGUGUGGAACUUUUAGACGAACUGGUACCCAUUGAGCCAGGAGAAUAA
Drosophila bipectinata is the source of this 1400-nucleotide messenger RNA. RefSeq lists its product as uncharacterized. Lineage: Eukaryota; Metazoa; Arthropoda; Insecta; Diptera; Drosophilidae. The record is from RefSeq and is a predicted model, not a curated record.